Molecule: messenger RNA, 9005 nt
Organism: Psammomys obesus (fat sand rat)
Lineage: Eukaryota; Metazoa; Chordata; Mammalia; Rodentia; Muridae
Gene: Phactr2
Product: phosphatase and actin regulator 2
Exons: 13
Coding region: 38-2155 (705 amino acids)
Biological process (GO): actin cytoskeleton organization
Molecular function (GO): actin binding
Source: RefSeq, a predicted model, not a curated record
CCUGCCUGAGCUCGCUCCCUCCCGGCGCCUAGAGCGGAUGGCGGAAGCCGGCAGGAGCCCGGCGAUGUCCCCGGACCAGCCAGCCGGUCAGGAGGCGGUGGCAGCGGAGGCUCUGGACCCCGAGUCCGAGGCUCCUGGCCCACCCGUGCCUGCCCUGCGCUGGCUUCCCGGAGACCUAAGUCCCCGCGGCCGCUCCCAGAGUGACCUGUCGUCGGCCUCGAGCCGGGGCCGCCCGCUCAGAGUCCACAUCUCAGGCUCAGUCGAUGGACUAGACAAAGCCUCCAUAGCAAACUCAGAUGGCCCCCCGGCAGGUUCCCAGACCCCUCCCUUCAAGAGAAAGGGGAAACUCUCCACCAUCGGUAAAAUCUUCAAGCCUUGGAAAUGGAGGAAAAAGAAGACCAGUGACAAAUUUAGAGAAACGUCAGCAGUAUUAGAGAGGAAGAUCUCCACCAGACAAAGUCGAGAGGAGCUGAUACGAAGGGGCCUGCUUAAGGAAUUGCCUGACCAAGAUGGAGAUGUAACAGUUAACUUUGAAAAUUCAAACGGGCACAUGAUACACAUCGGAGAGGAGUCUACCCAAGAGGAGAAUGUAGGGAAACCUGAAGAAGGGAAUGGCUCUGUGUGUGAGAAAACACCACCUCGGGAGGAAAAGGCAGAAGAGAAGACAGAGAAUACUGAAAUCCACUCUGAAACACUGGCUGCUCCUGCUCUACCUCCUCCAGUUCCUCCCAAACCUAAACCCAAACCUAAACCAAAAAAAUCUCCUGUGCCUCCCAAAGGGGCCACUGCUGGGGCCAGCCACAAAGGGGAUGAAGUGUCUCCUAAUAGAAAAAUUGUCAAGGCUCCCAGUAAGCAGGCCCCCAUCCCUCCACCCAAGCCAACAAGCCGAAACCCACCCCGGGAGGCCGCUGGUUCUUCUCAUCCGAAGAAAACAGCUGGCUUAAAAGCAUCGGCAUCGCCAUCCACUUCCUCCACCUCUUCUCGUCCCAAAGCAUCCAAGGAGGCACUUGCUAGCAAAACAGGCGCAGUGGGCACCACAAGGGGCAAGAAAAAACCUGGCAAGCAGCUGGCGACCUCCCGGCUGUCCUCAGACACAAGCACUUCUGGCACAUCUAGUGUUAAAGGGGCACCUUCAGACAGCGGGGUAGAGAGUCUCAAACCAGAGGAAACUGUUGCUGCAGCAGAGCAACAGGCCACAGGCAAAUCCAAGGCUGUUGUCCCUGCACCAACGGCGGCAGCACCAGCUUCUCCGCCUGCUCUUCCUCUGCCCCCUGAGGAUCAGUGCAUUGUUGCCUUGGACACUCCCGUGGUCCUGGUCAGUGAUGGACCUACUCUGCCCGUCUCUGCCUUAGACACAAGCCAGCCCCUUUGGGCUGAAGAACCGACCAGCAGAAGCACUCCGUACUCAAGCGCUGACUUCAGUGGUAGCAGAGAACAUGCAAAAUGUUUUAUAACCAAAGAUGAGCUGGAAACAGCUGGACCUCAGUUGCUGACUCCUGAGCAGAUGGGGGACUCUUCAGAAUCCUUUAAUGCCCCAGAGGAUGAGACCCCAAGAGAGUACCAAGCCAAUGACUCAGACUCAGAUGGACCCAUCCUGUACACUGAUGACGAUGAGGAAGAGGAUGAUGAUGAUGAUGGCAGUGGAGAAAGUGCUCUGGCAAGUAAGAUACGACGAAGAGAUACUCUUGCCAUCAAACUUGGCAACAGACCAUCCAAGAAAGAACUGGAGGAUAAAAACAUCCUACAGCGAACUUCUGAAGAAGAAAGGCAGGAAAUCCGACAACAGAUUGGGACCAAGCUGGUCAGGAGACUCAGCCAGAGGCCAACAACUGAAGAAUUAGAGCAAAGAAACAUCUUAAAACAAAAGAAUGAAGAAGAGGAGCAAGAAGCCAAAAUGGAACUCAAACGGAGACUCAGCAGGAAGCUUAGCCUAAGACCUACAGUGGCAGAGCUACAAGCCCGAAGGAUCCUGCGGUUUAAUGAGUAUGUAGAAGUGACCGAUUCUCCCGACUAUGACCGCCGAGCAGACAAGCCCUGGGCCAGGUUGACACCCGCAGACAAGGCAGCAAUAAGAAAAGAACUAAAUGAAUUUAAAAGCACAGAAAUGGAAGUUCAUGAAGAGAGUCGUCAGUUUACCAGGUUUCAUCGUCCAUAAUGAAGUGUGGGACUGCUCAGAACUAUACACUGAUCAUCCCUGGCAGAAGCCCUGCUUCCUGAGACCCUGACAUUGCACUGAGAUUUGAAUGUGUCUGUUUCCAUUUCAUUGUGAAAGUGUGCAACUUGGGUUUGGUUAGGAGUGUUUCUUGCCUUCAUAGCCCAGACCAGGCCAACAAGCUGAGAGCCAGAUGCAGCAAGCCUGGCUGCCCAGAAUGUGCGAUGAUAUAGGGGGCACCCUGGUUUUCGCCACUGUUCUUCAUCAGGAAUUUUAAUCAAAGAAGACAAGCAGAAGACAAUCGCCAGAAAGCCAAAUGGUAUAGUGCGUGUGCAUUCACAAACAAUAGGCAUUGGAAUAGCUGGUGGUCACCCUAACAGGGUGGGAGCUAAAAAUAGGAAUUAUUAUGUUAAUGAAGAAGAUCAUUAUGUUAAUGAAGAAAAGAAGAAUGAAUAUAAGUAUAUUUUUGAAGUAGGCAUUUGGUAGCUGAGAACUCGCUAAGGGAUUUGGGAACCUACUCACCCAAUGCGGACUCCUUAAAGACGAUUCUAGAAUAUUCUUGUUUGACGAUAAGUUGGUUCUGUGUAGUUCCAUUUUUUUUUUUAAUAUUGUGCCAGUGAACCCAGUUGCCAGAAACAAAUCUGAGUGUUUGUCAAAUGCAAGAAGCUUCAACUAACUCUUCCCAAGCAUGCUUGCUGGCAUUGUGUUGCAUGCUUUAAGUAACACAUGACGUUUUCUUAUACUGUUUUCCUAAUGUAUGAACCCUCUACAUGGGAACAGAAAUAAGGUCAGCUAUAACGUGACCCUGUAAACCUGUUGCAAGCUUUAGAGUUAGAUCUUCUAAUCUUACCCUGUCUUAAUUAUCUCCAAAGUUGGGAAAAUGUUCAUUAUCUAAAGAUGAUCAGGACAGUCAUGGCAUCCUUUUUGAAAACUCGAUCCAGAGUUGCAGCUUAAGCAACAUACAAAAGUGUCUGCUGCUUGCUCCAAGUUGUGAGGAAGGAUUUUUAAAAAAGAAAAGAUAGGUAGUUUUGAAUACUGCAUUAAUUUAAAAAAAAGUUUAGGUUGCUGCUAUUAAAAAAAAUAAAACAAUAAAAACCGAGUGCAUGGAUUUAAGAAAAAAUACCCCAAGGCUUAAAGGAACACAGAAAUCUGCUGGUUUCUAUAAAAGGGUCUUUAUCUUCUAUGAUGAACACUGAGUCACAUCCAUACAUACAGUAUUUACUCCCCUUGCCAGAGAGGCACUGAGAUACAGCUGAAGACCAUUUCCCAUGACCCUAUAAUCAGAAUUGUUUACAUUAAGAAGCUUCCUCCCUCACACUGCUCUUCUCUGUGGUGUCAGCCCCAGCACAGAGCCCCAGAGGGCUCCCUUGUGAAUACUACCUUGGAUUUCAUCCCUUAACAAUUGGUUUGGGCCCCUUGUAUUAAAAACAUACGCUUUCUUAAAGAUAGAAUCUAUAUUACAUCUAUCUUAUUCUUUGAUCUGGAACUAUGAUAGUUCUGAAGUGUUUCUGCCUCAGAAUGUGGAAGCCUGUAAUUUUCUAUUCUGCUGAAAAUCAGCAUUUAAUCAGUUGAAUAAGUGUAGGUCCUGCCACUCUGUGGUAUUUGAAAGAACCACUUGAAAUUUGAUGAUUUCAUUUCAAAGAAACAGUGAUUAGCUGCAGUUGUCUAUUACGAAAAGCCAGGAGGACCAUUCCAUGAGGUAGCCAGCAUUACCAUACCCUUCGUUGUGCUUAGCUGUUUGCAUUAAUCAAACAAAGCAGCGGUCUACACUAGUUCGUCUCACUAAUGGCUUAAGACAGACUUUGCUUUUGAAAUAAUGUCUAUGAGUGCCCUGGUAUUCGUCUUUGGCUGGGGGCUUGUUUAUUCUGUUGCUGUUUUGCACUGCUGGGAUGAACCAGGCCUUGUGCAUGCUCUGCACACUCUAACCCCUGAACUACACCCAUAGCCUUUGUUUGUUUAAUAGAGUCUCAAUUCGGUCAUAGAAAUUAACUUUGUUCUUGUUUUUGCAAAGAAGUUUUCCUUCUUGAUGAUACUCUACGAUCAUCUUAGUGUCAUGAGAAAAAUGCCAAGGCAGAUAAUGUUUCUUUGUUCAUGCUUAUAGUCUGAGAACAUUUUAAAACUUCUAAUUGCAUCUUCUCCAUACAUUGUAAAUGCAAGGCAGGCGCACCAGUUUAUUCAAAGUGUGUUUGUAUUUGGUUGGUAAAAAGAGCCAGCCUUUUUUGAGCCGGGCGCAGUGGCACGCACCUGUAAUCCCAGCACUUAGGAAGGCAGAAGCUGAAGGAUCUCUCUGAAUUUGAGGCCAGCCUGGUCUACAAAGUAAGUCCAGGACUACACAGAGAAACCCUGUCUCAAAAAACAAACAAACAAAAAAAGCCAACCUUUUUCCCCACUAUACAAUUCUUUCCACAAUGAUAUUCACCCAUUACAAAACAAAACACAAAAUGCUUUGCAUACUGAAGCUGCCCCCAGUCAACACCCCUGCACUGCACAAAUGGAAACUUGUCUCCCUGGUACCAUCUGCCAGAUUUACGAUACAUAUACCUCUUCAUACCAAUUGAUACAUUUGGAGGAAACAUUUGUAAGAGAGACAUUUAAAAAGCUAAAAAUUAACUACCAGUAAUCUAAUAUUUAAAUAAUUGAAACACUGGUUACCUCAUUAUAAUGAUCUAUUAAACAUUUUUAAAAGCCAUGGAAAGAAUUAAAAUAUUAUGAGCCAACAGUAGUUCUCAGAUAAGGCUCUGUUUUCCCGGUUAAUUUUUAAAGGCAGAAAAGUUGAAAGGCUGUAUAGCUCAGCACCAGCCCACCCACAGGCCUCCAGUUAGGCCCCACAGAAAGCAAGGGCAUGGCUCCCUCUCCCCACAAUUAGGCCUCUGCCGACUGCCAGCCUAUCUGCAUCCCAACAAGCAAGCUGCUGUUCUGUAAGAAAGCAAAUGUGUGUAGAAAUUGGAGUUAUUUUUGUUGCAGUUUUCCCACAAUUCCAGUUUUUUAUUAAAGCACACUAUUAGGCCCAUAGAGCAACUGAGUGGGUUUUCCUGACUCCCAAGAUAUGAUGAAGACUCAGGAAGAAAGGACUAGAUCAAAUAGCAAAGCCCAAGUGGCCAUUUCCAUCCUGGUUUUUGAUGGAGGAGGAAACCCCUGUUGCUAUUAAGGUAAUGAGAAGACACUAAGUCCGUCAUUAAGCAGCCUCAUGAUCACUAACAACCAACAUGACAAAAGCACUCUUCUAAUCUGAAUUCACUUGGGGCACCUUGACUGGUGCUUUCCUAUACGUGUGAAAUGUCUUGUGGUUUUGUGUUGCUAUGAUGAACGUUUAUGUUUAUUCCUUAAAUCAUUUAAUCAAAGUCUACAAUAUGCAGAGCACCAUCCUGGGUAUUUGAGCAGCUAUUAAUUAAAGGAAAGGCAAACAUAUCAAUCUCUCUGACUUACCCAGAAAUGCUGCCUUUCUGGUUUUUGGUUUGUUGUUUGUUUUUUUUUUUCCCCCCCAUCUUUAUUAGCCAAAUGAAGGCAGUCAGUCAUAUGUCUCUGGUGUGAGAAGAAAGUUCUGAAAUUUAAUUGAGAAUAUAUUGAAGGAAAUAAAAGACUAAUAUUUUGGCUCUUCAAAAUCACCAAAUAAAGAUAAUUUUAAAAAGACCACUGACUGCUCUUCCAGAGGACCCUGGUUCAAUUCCCAGCACUUACAUCUGUCAUCCUCACACAGACAUACAUGCAGUCAAACCUCUAAUUAACAUAAAAUAAAAACAAUUAUAAAAAAAGUCACCAAAUAAUGAAAAUGAAUUGUGAGCCCUUAGAAACUGCCAGGCUUUGUACCUAUAAUCAAUUCCAUAGUGAAUUGGCCCUUUUUCAAAAAAUACAGUAAUUUGUCCUUAAGACAGGAGAUGUGGGUUAACACCAUAUGUCCAGGUAGACCUGACAGCAACACAUGAUAGACAAGACCUGUGAUGAUUAAGCUGUCGGUUCAAUAGAAAGAGGAUCGUCUACCACAGAGCAGUAUGUCUGCAUCUGGACAGUAAAAUAAGGGUUUCUAUCUCGCUCAAAAAGUCCACUCUGUGCUAUUUGUGCAGGAUCCUAGCAGCAUAUUUUAAAGAAAUAAGCUUUCUUUAGUGUAUGUGAAACAGACUUAAGUUUGUGGAUGUAUGGAUUCAUGUCAUUUUACUUGGUAUGGUGAAUUUGUUUAUGCAUUCCUAAAUCCCCACUUAUCCACUUUACUAGUACAAGAAGCUGUACUUGGAGAUCGUUAUUCCUUAGAGAAUACAAAUUGUCCCUUCACCCCUUAAAAUGAUUAAUCUUUUGUUAGUGUUUGCUGUCUACUUACUGGUGAUAUGUUUUGUUUAACAAAGCAGAAUGAACCUUUAGACGAUAUGUGCUAGAGGGGACAACAGUGACAAGAAUAAGCAAUUGUCACAUUAAUGGGAACAGCUUCCUGAGAGAAAGAGCAUUCCUAGGCAGCUCAGACUCAUGUUCCAAAGAGGGGCUCUAGGUUCCACUUCAAAGCCAGGCAGGGACCAAAGGGUGAUGGAGAUGAAGGUAGAAAAUCCAAAAUCAUUCUCAUUUUUGCUUUCUAUUUACUUUUUCUAAUUGUUAAGCCUACAACCCUCUUUCAAAACAUUUCUAGAGAGCAACUGUAAUAGAGACCAACCUUUUUUUAUGAUGGUAUUUUGUUUUGUGUUUUCUAUGUUUGUUUUUUGAGGCCAGCUUCAUCCCAAAUUAACAAAUCUCAUUUUAUAAAGUGCAGGGAUUUUGGCAAAGAAAAUAAAGCCCUGUGGCUGCUACUUCUACUAAUGCCAAUUUCUAGCCAUAUUGGGUUUUACUGCAGAAAAAUGGCAUUUAGCUUGUUGCUUCUGUCACAGCUGCAUGUGAACAAAAAACUGUUGAUAGAUGUUUCCCAGUGGGGUGCUGUUGGCAUUUGGAUCUGGACAAUUCUUUGUUGUGCUGAAAUGUACCACAUGUUGCAAGAUGUUCAGUAUCCCAGGCUUCUACUCAACACCAGGAUCAUUCCCAGACAUUGUAAAAACCAAAAUAUAUAAAUAAACAAACAAACAAAUAAACAAACAAAUAAAUAAAUAAGCCUGCCCACAUAUUUAUCUACCUGCAUAGAAGGGUGGACCCCUCAGCUGAAUAGUGCUGUCUGCUGCAACAAGGACACGUGGGGGAAAGAGCCUACCCCCAAAUACCAUCUCUCUUGCCUUGCAUAUCUCUGAUCCACUUCUCCUUCAAGCCUUCUACUUAGAUACAGCUGAAAUUGGCCUGUCCUGUAAGAAAGAGGUUCCCAGGUGGUCUUGUCCAUUACAGUGGGCAGUGGGCAGAGUGACUUGGCCUGAUACUUCUGGAGAGAGUACGUGAAGCAAACUCUUGUUCAUUACUUCACAGUGUCACUUCAGAACUAGACUGCUGGUCGUCGGAACACAGUGGCUUUGAAUAAAACAUUGGUCUUUGGAAGUCAACACUAGAUUCUACCCAGUAACCCUGUGGAUGGAGCUGCAAAAGACUCUCACUCUUCCUCCUGUUGACAACACACUUAAUCCACAUGAAAAUGCUUGGAUUCAUCUGUGCAAACAUAUCCAUACAGUUCAGCUUCUCUAAUAAGAUGUGCAACUAUGACAUUGUGACAGAAAUGUAAGUGGCAGAUUGCAUUCAUAGUGUUCACACCACAGAUAAGGCAAAAACAAAAUGAGUUUUCCCCAGGUGCAGCUCAAUCAGCCUGUGCUAACCACACAGAAAGAUACUGUUUAGGCCGCUGAAACUGAAUAGUCAAUACAUCUUGAGAAACACUUAGAUGAAUUGCAGCUAGCUGCAAGGAUGGAAUUAAUUCCUCCCACUCCAAUAUUUUAAUAUUAAAUUUCUAAAGACACUUUUUUUUUGGAGCAGAGCAACUCAGAGUCAGUAAAGGUGAUUAUAGCGUAAAUCUAUAUAGAUGGUGCUUAAAAUUUUUUAUCUUUCUUAAUAGCAGUAUUUUUUUAAAAAAAAGAGAAUAAAUUGAAAGAGUAAAUGAGGCAGAAUGCCACUCCACCCUCAGGGCAAUUUUGUGGUUUAUUAAAAUGCCAGUAAUAUUUGUGCCACUUGCCAGCUUGGGAAGGGGGAGGGCUUUUCCCUUAAUGGAUGCUCAUGAUGUGAUUUUUGACUGUAUUGUUACAUUGCUUAGAGAGUGUCUACCAUGAGAAAUUGCCACUGUAGUACUAAUUAGCUUUUGGAAAGAAUUAUAAAGAACUGAGAGUCAAACCACUUUCAUCACUCAAACCAUAGGCACUAAUUCUUUAGCAUUUCUUCUGUGGCUUAGAUGUGUGCAAAUGUAUUCAAAGCAUCCUGUGCAAAUUUCACCAGUAUUUAACCUGCUGAAAAUUCAAACUAGUCUCUUUCUCUCUCUCUCCUGAGUCACAGUGGUUUUUCCAUAAGGGACUGUCUGUGUUCUUUUGUUCUCUUGAGCUUUGGUUAGCGAUGGUGAACUGUGAUCAGCAGUUGUGAGUCUCCAGUGCAUGAUGCAGUCACUAAAUGGUGUGCUGUCUGUGGGUAUUAAUAACUGGAACUGUACUCACAAGAACAGGACACUUUCUCCUCUGGUGGUUAGUAGUCCUUUACUAUAUUAUAGUAGGUGGGUGUGAUGCCUGCAAGUAGAUACACCGAAGCGUAUGUCCUCCACGAUUGUAACCUGAAAGACCAUGUAUUAUCUUUUUAUUCCAUAUUGGUGUUUGUGUUAUUUAAAAUGGAAAAUUAUACUCCAUCUAGUAGUAUGAUAAUAGAAUACUCCGCUGUGCACAAUUCCAAGUGCCUUAGAACAUUGUUUAGCUUUCAUAAGUAUAUGCAUAUGCAUAGAUGUGUGUAUAAAACUGGGAAAUGUUACCUCAAUAAAAUCAUUGGG